AUGGGUAUCGCGGAAGUGCCGACGGGGGCUGUGUCUCCUAAACGAGGUCACACGCACGAUGCAGAGGAAGUGUACUACUUUUUAAGUGGGAAGGGAACCGUUAACGUCGACGGUGUGGAAACAGAUGUUGGACCUGGUACAUCAGUAUGGAUACCUGCAAAUGCUGAACAUUUUUGUCACAACACGGGUGCAGAGCCGUUGAAGCUAUUGCAAGAACUUUCUUCUUAUGACUGGACGAACCUAUUAAAUCAACAGCCGGAUGUUUCGACAAAGGUUUCAGCGUGGACAAAAAAAAUUUUAAAAAUAGCAGAUAAAAUUAUACCAAACAAACUUGUGACGGUUUCAUCAAAAGAUGCAUCCUGGUUUAACAGUGAACUACAAGCUAUGUUAAAACGACGUGACAUACUCUAUAAAAAAUAUUCACAACCACUACAUCCAUCGCCUCAUGCUUAUCAAGCUUACUUAAAUUCAGCUAAACAGUUUGAGGAAGCAUGUAAUACAACAAAGAAAAAGUAUUUUGAUAAACAAUCUGCUGAGCUUAAUCAUUCUUCUAAAAAAUGGUGGAGUUUUCUUAAACACGCGGUAGGCAAACACAGUCAAUCUUCUACUCCUUCACUGAUAGACAAUAUUUCUAAUAAUACAGUUACAAAACCGAUUGAUAAGGCAAAUUUAUUGAACAAACAUUUUACUAGCGUUUGUACAGCAUUAAAGCAAAAUCAUACCUUUCCUGUUUUGACAAAAACGCGUAUAAAAAUGUCAAUUUUUCAUAUUUAUAAAACAGAAGUAUAUGAACUCUUAUCAAAAAUAGACACUUCAAAAGCAAGUUCACCCGGUAUAACUAACCGCAUGAUUAGAGAAGCAGCUAUCUCUGUUGCACCAAUAUUAACAUAUCUAUUCAAUGAAUCUUUAGACACUGGACAAUUUUCUACCUCUUGGAAGCUGGGAUAUAUUUGUCCUCUGUAUAAAUCUGGGGAUUCCCAAUUAACCUCUAAUUACCGUCCAAUAACUCUCUUGAAUUCUGUAUCUAAAAUAUUCGAGCGUAUCAUCUUUAAACAUCUUUACGGCUUUUUGAGUAAAUAUAGUUUCU
Messenger RNA from Didymodactylos carnosus, 1087 nucleotides. Lineage: Eukaryota; Metazoa; Rotifera; Eurotatoria; Philodinida; Philodinidae. The record is from the annotation of a GenBank genome assembly.